Messenger RNA from Lactuca virosa, 231 nucleotides. The record is from the annotation of a GenBank genome assembly. Lineage: Eukaryota; Viridiplantae; Streptophyta; Magnoliopsida; Asterales; Asteraceae.
AUGGCAUACUCAUCUGGAUCAUCAUCUGGCAACCACACUGUUCUCGCUACUAGGAAUCGUGACAACGACCUGUGUGCUUGGCGUCAUCCAAAGUUAAGCGUAGAAAGGAUGUCGAUGUCAGAUAAGAAUCUAGGUCGCAGAUUUCGCAACUGCGUUGACUCUUUGGUGGAGAUGGCAGCUGAGAAGUGUAAAUACUUCAAGUGGAUCGAUGAUGAGCUGAAACCACACUAA